This is a messenger RNA of [Torrubiella] hemipterigena, 5146 nucleotides long. Lineage: Eukaryota; Fungi; Ascomycota; Sordariomycetes; Hypocreales; Clavicipitaceae. The record is from the annotation of a GenBank genome assembly.
GUGCCCAAUCGCCGUUGCGUCAUUGGUGUGCAUGCUGCUAAAUCUCCCUUUUUGGCCCCUGUGGAGUCUGCACGGCCAAGGCCUGACUCACGCCGCCAGACACAAACACGGCACAUUUUUGCCCACGAAGACGCUGCCACGCUUUCUUAUUUCCGCUUAGCGUGUGCACGGCUCCCAGCAGAUCCUCGCAAGUGCGUCAUCUCGUCGGAUUUGAAAUCAAACGCGAAAAAGAGGGCCGCCAAAGAGAAAAAAUAAAAAAUAACUGACCAAACCACUGUGGGAACGCUCGAUCAUGGACCAAUCGCACGCCGCUCAGAAGCCAUUCAGAUCGUGCACGGUGGACUUUGUGCCUGUAAUUUAGCCCACUUUGGUCCUUUUUCCUAAUCCUUCUUGGAUUCUUCCUUUGUUGGAUUCUUAAAUCCGGCUCUUUCUUUUUAUUCACUCUUGUUCCCGGCGCCUUGCCGUCUUUCUUUUCACAUUCACUCGUUCAAUUGCUUUUAUAUCGAAUACGCCUAAGGGUCGUCUGUCGCGUACCUCGAAACAUAACAGACACAGCACACGCUAGCUAGCUACCAACUAACCAACCAUUACGGAACAAAGCCCUCAGACCUUCACAAUGUCCGGCUCUGAGCCGCCAAAGGAUUCUCGCUUCGCCGAGGAAGUCGAGAAUCACCCCAAGACACAGCUACCACCAGACUCUUCAGCCGGCAAUUCAGUUGACGGCUACUGGGGCGACGACGACGCGGGUGCCCAUCCCGUCCGGCGCCAAUCGGCAGCUGCUGAAUUCCAAGAGCUUCAAAAAGAGCUGUCUAGACGAAGCGCUUCGGAAGCUGCCAACCAAGCACCUAAGAAAUCAGGUUGGUUUGGCAACAACAAGAAAAGCAGCGACGCUGAAGCUGCCGUUCCCGAUGACGAUGUCGACAGCGCUGCCACAGCCCAAGGUGGCCCUCAGGAAGAGUUCCAGCUCGAUGAGUUUAUGCGCCAAGGUCACUUGGGAAAGCGACACGCGCAUACUGGUGAAGCCACCAAAAAGGUCGGUGUUGUUUUCAAGAACCUCACUGUCAAAGGUGCUGGUGGCACCACCAUGACUGUCAAGACAUUGCCCGAAGCCAUCAUUGGAACCUUUGGCCCCGACCUGUACCGUAUCGUGACCGGCUUUGUCCCAGCUCUUAAGAUUGGCAACUCGCAGCCCCCAGUGCGCAACCUGCUUAACGACUUUACUGGUGUCGUGCGUCCAGGCGAGAUGAUGCUCGUCUUGGGCCGUCCUGGCAGCGGCUGCAGCACGUUCCUUAAGACCAUUGCCAACAACAGAGGAGGAUACUAUGCCGUAGAAGGUGAUGUCUCGUAUGGAGGCAUCUCUGCCGCUGAAAUGGACAAGAAGUUCCGUGGUGAAGUCGUCUACAACCCCGAGAUGGACCGCCAUCUGCCCAGCCUGACUGUCGCCCAAACCCUUGAGUUCUCUCUUCUGAACAAGACCAAGAAGCACGACCGCGGCAACAUCAACCUCAUUGUCGACGCCUUCCUCGAAAUGUUCGCCAUGUCUCAUACAAAAAAUACGCUCGUUGGCGACGAAUUCACCCGCGGUGUAUCUGGUGGUGAGAGAAAACGUGUCGGCAUUGCCGAGACGUUGGCCACCAAGUCGACAGUCACCUGCUGGGAUAAUUCUACCCGUGGCCUGGACGCCUCGACUGCCGUCAACUAUGCCAAAUCUUUGCGCAUCAUGACCGACGUCUCCGACCGAACUACCUUGACAACGUUAUACCAGGCCGGUGAGGGCAUCUACGACCUCAUGGACAAGGUUCUUGUUAUCGACCAGGGCUUCAUGCUCUACCAGGGGCCUGCUAAGGAGGCACGACAGUACUUUGUUGAUCUCGGAUUCUAUGCUCCCCCACGCCAGACAACAGCCGACUUCCUUACAUCCCUCUGCGACGUCAAUGCCCGCCAAAUUCGCGAGGGCUUCGAGAACCGCUGCCCCAAGACUGCAGAAGAGAUUGCUGCCGUUUUCCGCGACAGCCAGGCUUACAAGAACGUAUUAAAGGAUGUUGCCGACUACGAGGCCCAUGUUGAUGCCACCUCCAAGGCCGACGCCAAGAUGUUCCAAGAAUCUGUGCGAGGCGAGAAGUCACGCACUGUUACCGAUCAGUCCAACUAUACUGUCAGCUUCUGGAAGCAAGUCUUGGCCUGCACUCGUCGAGAGUUCUGGCUCAUCUGGGGAGACAAGACAUCUCUCUACACAAAAUUCUUCAUCAUCGUCUCCAUUGCCCUCAUUGUCGGCUCCCUCUUCUACAACAUGCCCAGUGACACAUCUGGAGCAUUCCUCCGCGGCGGUGUGGCCUUCUUUUCUAUUCUGUUCUUGGGAUGGCUCCAGCUUGCUGAGCUGGCCAAGGCAGUUGCUGGCAGAGAUGUCAUCAACAGGCAUAAAGAAUACGCGUUUUACAGACCUAGUGCCGUCGGCCUGGGUCGAGUAUUAGCCGAUUUCCCCGUCUUAUUUGUCGAAGUCAUCAUAUUUGGUAUCAUUACUUACUUUAUGACCGGCCUUGACUUGUACGCGGACAAGUUCUUUAUUUACUUGUUGCUCAUUUACAUCAUGACAAUCUGCUUGACUGGUAUGUACCGCAUGUUUGCGUCUGUCUCUUCCAACAUGGACGAUGCGAUUCGCUUUGCCGGUCUCGCUUUCAACUUACUCAUUAUGUACACCGGUUAUACCCUCUCGAAGCCAACCUUGAUUAACACCAAGAUCUGGUUUGGAUGGCUCUACUACGUCAGCCCUGUUGGUUACGCCUUUGAAGCCGUCUUGUCCAAUGAAAUGUACAACCGCGUCAUGCAGUGCAACCCGGCCCAGCUUGUUCCCCGUCAAAUCCCAGGCGGCCGCCCUAUCAACCCCGAAAACCAAGGCUGUGCUAUUCCCGGUGCUGCUUUGUCUGCCCACAAUGUCACUGGCCAGGAUUAUCUUGCCGCUGCUUUCGACUACUCUCGAAGCAACCUCUGGCGCAACUUUGGCGUUGUGAUUGCAUUCAGUGUCCUCUAUAUUCUCGUCACAGUCAUAGCUACUGAGCUCCUCUCUUUUGGCGGAUCUGGUCCCGGCAUGCUCGUCUUCAAGAAGUCCAAGGCCGGUAAGGAGGCAGCUAAAGCCCCGCCUGCUGCUGAUGAGGAAUCUGGGCAACAGUUGACUACCAAGACAACCCUUCAGCGCACUACCACAACUCCGGAUGAGAUUCUUCAAGACUUUCCUCGUAGCGAGAAGGUCUUCACCUGGGAAGACCUUAGUUACACUGUUCCUACCGCAGAUGGCCCCAAGAAGCUGCUCAACAACAUCACUGGUUACGCUAAGCCUGGUGUUCUUGUUGCACUGAUGGGUGCCAGUGGUGCUGGUAAGACUACUCUUCUCAACACACUGUCUCAGCGCCAGACAGUCGGCGUUGUCCAAGGUACCAUGCUUGUCGAUGGCAAGCAGCUGCAGCCCGACUUCCAGCGCCGCACUGGCUUUGUUGAGCAGAUGGAUCUCCACGAGCAGUCUGCUACUGUCCGCGAAGCCCUUGAAUUCUCGGCUCUUCUUCGCCAGUCUAAGGAUGUCUCUCGUGAGGAGAAGAUCGACCACGUUAACAAGAUUAUUGACCUUCUGGAAAUGUAUAAGAUUGAAGACGCUAUUAUUGCAUCUCUCGAUGUAGAGCAAAAGAAGCGUCUUACAAUUGGUGUCGAGCUCGCUGCUAAGCCCUCCCUGCUUCUCUUCCUUGACGAGCCCACGUCUGGUCUGGACUCCCAAGCUGCCUUCUCCAUUGUCCGAUUCCUCCGCAAGCUCUGCGCCGCUGGACAGGCCAUUAUCUGCACCAUCCACCAGCCGUCGUCCGAGCUCAUUGAGCAGUUCGACAAGAUCCUCGCCCUAAACCCUGGUGGCAAUGUCUUCUACUUUGGUCCCGUCGGUGAAAACGGCAAGGCAGUCGUUGACUACUUUGGCUCUCAGGGCACCCACUGUCCCGAAGGCAAGAACGUUGCCGAAUUCCUCAUCGAACAAGGCGCUCGCCGUGAAUCCCGCGAGUUCUGGAAUGACGCAUGGUUGAAAUCCGAUGAACACAAGCAACUUGUCCAGGAAGUCCAAGAUAUUAAGCGUGAGCGUGCUGAGGUCACCAGCGAAGACGAAGCUCUCGUCGAUGAAUUUGCUGCACCGCUCAGCGCCCAGAUUUCUCUCCUCACCAAGCGCAUGUUCAUCACGCAGUGGAGACAGCCGUCUUAUAUUUACGGCAAGCUCUUUACCGCCGUCGUCAUUGGUAUCUUCAACGGAUUCACCUUCUACAAGCUCGGCAACACCAUUGAAGAUAUGCAGAGCCGCAUGUUCACAUGUUUCCUGAUCCUCCUGAUCCCCCCUACUGUUCUCAAUGCCGUUCUCCCCAAGUUCUUCAUGGACCGUUCCCUCUGGGAGGCCCGCGAAUACCCCAGCCGUAUCUAUGGCUGGGUAGCCUUCUGCACAGCCUCCAUCAUUGCUGAGAUCCCCGGCUCGCUUAUUGCUGGCCUUAUCUACUGGCUCCUUUGGUACUGGCCCACGGGUCUGCCCGGCGAUUCUUCUACCUCCGGCUACGUCUUCCUCAUGACUUGCUUGUUCUUUUUGUUCCAGAGCAGCUGGGGCCAGUGGAUCUGCGCUUUUGCGCCGAGCUUCACUGUCAUUGGCAACGUCCUUCCUUUCUUCCUCGUCAUGUUUUCUCUUUUCAACGGUGUUGUUGUCCCCCAUGACCAACUCAAUGUCUUUUGGCGAUACUGGCUUUACUAUGCCAACCCCAGCACGUACUGGAUUGGCGGCGUUCUCGCAUCGACAUUGAACGGUCAGCCUGUCGAGUGCGCCGAUCAUGAAGCCGCCCACUUCAAGGUUCCAUCUGGCGAAACCUGCCAUAGCUUCGCCCAAGACUUUGUCGACUAUGUUGGCCGCGGCAUGCUGAUGAACCCCGAUGGCACCGAUGUCUGUGCCUACUGCCCUUACAAAAACGGCAACGAGUACUUGGCUACGCUAAGCAUUGAGCCAAGCCAAAAAUGGAGAGACUUUGGUAUCUUCCUUGUGUUUUGCUUCUCUAAUUGGGCACUGGUGUACUUCUUUAUUUACACUGUUCGAGUCAAAAAGAUGACAUUUGGCCUCGGAUGGGUUUUUAGCUUUCUCUAG